UUCACACAAAGCUAAUAAAACCCAUCACCAAGCGCCCAUCUAUCUCCACCUCUAAAAUCAACAACAACUAGCAUCUUCACCGAGAGAGGUUUGGUUUCCGAAAUGGCUUCUGCAAUUCCUGCGAUUGGGUCUUCCUUCUAUGGAAGUUGGGGAGCUUCUUCAAUGGCGGGUGAGGAUUACAGCGUGUUGGUGAAAUCGGUGCCUUCACAAGUUCGAUUUGGGGGCGGGAAGGCAGUGAGGUGCCAGCCCAUGAUGAAGAACGUCAAUGAAGGGAAGGGUCUGUUUGCCCCUGUUGUGGUCCUCACCCGCAAUAUCAUUGGCAAGAAGCGAUUCAACCAGCUUCGAGGCAAAGCCAUUGCUUUGCACUCUCAGGUAAUAACGGAGUUCUGCAAAUCAAUAGGAGCAGAUGCAAAACAGAGACAAGGACUGAUUAGGUUGGCCAAGAAGAAUGGAGAAAGGCUUGGAUUCCUUGCAUAAAGGAUUUAGCAAAUUGUAAUCAUCAUCUUCAUGGGGUGAAGAGUUGAAGUUUGAACUUCAUAAAUGUCACCUUUUCACAUGAGAAUGUAAACUAGGAACUCAUCUCCACUCAUGCAACCUUCAUUCUUCAAUUAUACUUGUCUUAUUCUGUUCUUUAUAUACAAAAGAUCAAAUUAAUAAGGCCCUUCAUC
Messenger RNA from Neltuma alba, 668 nucleotides. Its product is annotated as protein PROTON GRADIENT REGULATION 5, chloroplastic. The record is from RefSeq and is a predicted model, not a curated record. Gene Ontology annotation, cellular component: chloroplast. Gene Ontology annotation, biological process: photosynthetic electron transport in photosystem I; response to high light intensity. Gene Ontology annotation, molecular function: electron transfer activity. The transcript has 2 exons. The coding region runs from base 103 to 477 and encodes 124 amino acids. Lineage: Eukaryota; Viridiplantae; Streptophyta; Magnoliopsida; Fabales; Fabaceae.